AUGAAGAACGAAAUAAACGUAGCCGAGUAUUCUAAUUUUAUAACUGAUAUCAUUGAAAAAGACCUAAAAAGCGGCGUAGUCAAAAGUGUAAAAACCCGUUUUCCGCCCGAACCCAACGGAUAUUUACACAUUGGGCACGCCAAAGCUUUGUGUUUAAAUCAAUGGAUCGCUCAAAAAUACAAUGGAACUUGUUCAUUACGUUUUGACGAUACCAACCCUUUAAACGAAAACGACGAAUACAUCAACGCCAUUUUGGCUGAUGUCAAAUGGUUGGGCUUUGAGUGCAAAGAUCUCGUUUUCAACUCUUCAAAUUACUUCGACACACUUGUUAGUUACGCCGAAAAGCUUAUAAUGAAAGGGUUAGCUUAUGUUGACUUUCAAUCUGAGGAAGCUGUAAGACUAAACCGGGGAAAUAUCAAAGAACCUGGCAAAAAUUCGCCGUACAGAGACACUUCUGUCGAAUCUAACUUAAAGUUUUUUGAGAACAUGAAAAAAGGUUUAUAUAAAUCCGGCGAAUCUAUUUUGAGAGCUAAAAUCGACAUGUCUGCGGGUAACAUGAACAUGAGAGACCCCAUUCUAUACCGAAUAAUCGACACUCCACACCCUCGAACACACUCUAAGUGGAAAAUUUAUCCUACCUAUGAUUUUGCUCACGGCCAAUGCGAUUCCAUCGAAGGAAUUACUCAUUCAAUUUGUACACUAGAGUUUUUCAACCACAGACCGUUGUAUAACUGGUUGCAAAAAGAACUUGAAAUUCGGCCAAGCCACCAAAUUGAGUUUGCUCGUUUCAACCUCACAUACACUGUCAUGAGCAAGCGAAAACUUUUGGAAAUAGUCAAUAACAAUCUUGUCAAUGGCUGGGACGAUCCAAGAAUGCCAACUCUAUCUGGAAUGCGCAGAAGAGGAUAUCCGCCUGAAGCUAUCAAGACUUUUGUUUUUAAAAUAGGCGUUUCCAAGCGAGAACACUUAAUUCAACUUGACAAGCUUGAAAACAUCGUUCGUAACUGUCUUGAGAACUCCCCUAAAGUUUUUGCUCUGCAUAAACCUGUCAAAGUCACUAUAUCCAACUACGGCGAGUAUGAACAGCUUUCCCAAACCUCUGAAGCCGCUGAUUUAAUUAAAAACUUCCCUAAAUCCAUUUACAUCGAUGCAUCCGACUUUUUGUUAAAGCUUACUCCUGAUUGGAAGCGACUUUCUCUUGGAACUUCUGUGCGUUUGAAGAAUCUGGCUAUUGUUGUCUGUGACGAAGUCAGUCUAAAUUGGUUUUUACGUUUAUUACUUAUGUAA
Dermatophagoides pteronyssinus (European house dust mite) is the source of this 1287-nucleotide messenger RNA. Its product is annotated as glutamine--tRNA ligase-like. The record is from RefSeq and is a predicted model, not a curated record. Lineage: Eukaryota; Metazoa; Arthropoda; Arachnida; Sarcoptiformes; Pyroglyphidae.